GAUGAAACUGACAAUCCUAUUGCUUUUAUUUGUCAAAUCUUUUUCCAUGAGUACAAUUUUUCAAUUGCAAAAUUACAACGAAACAAAUGAACUUGAGAAUGAAAUGACAAGUCUCAUAAAAUUAUUGCUGCAUAUAAAAAAUAAUUACUUCGAGGAUCGUCCCAUCUUUGUAAAAUAUGAUUCUAAUAUCGAAAAACAUCACCCUGUAGAUUUUAAGCGUUUUUCAAAAGAGUUUUCAGCUUCCUUUGUUCAGGAACAAGUCGAUCCAUCGUCACCGAAAAAAUUACAGCGUUUAAAACAUGUUAACUGUAAUUAUAUUAUUUUUAUGGAAAAAUUAAAUUCAGUGAAAUAUUUCAUUGAGCCCAACUCGAAGAGUAAGAUUGUUUUAAUUACCAUUGAUACAUCUUGGACUGUCAAGGAUUUUCUGAAAAGCCAUUUGUCGAGAUUUUAUGCGAAUCUUUUAAUCUUAACUCACUCCUUAAGUCGACGAGCCGAUAAAUCAACUUAUUUGCUCUACACUCAUAAACUUUAUUCGGAUGGAAGUGGUGCAAGUGAACCGAUUUUACUGUCAGCUUGGAACUCGAAUUUUCUGACCCAGCCAGAACAGAAUUUGUUUCCAGAGAAGCUGAGUGAAGGAUUCAAAGGUCACCGACUACUUGUUUCAACAGCGCACAGGCCUCCGUUUACAAUGCGAAAAACAAUUCUGGGAAUCUAUGAUACGGCAUGGGAUGGAAUCGAAAUCAGAGUUUUACGAUUGCUGGGUGAUAAUCUAGGUUUCGUUGCGGAAUUUAGAGAUCCCGUAUCAUCAAAGUACAGCGAAAUUGAGUCCAUAAUAAAUGACAUUUCUGAAGAUGAUGCACCUGUUGCUGUGGGUGGAAUUUAUCAGACACCAGAUCUACUAUCACAUUUUGAUGCUCCUUUCUCAUACAUGCAAGACUGUGCAUCUUUUAUAUCUCUAUCUUCUACAGCCUUACCCAAAUAUCGCGCUGUUCUGAGGCCAUUUCAAGACACAGUAUGGAUACUUUUGUGUGUUGUUUACAUUAUUGCUAUAAUUCCGUUGACAAUGAACACCGAUUACACUUUAAUAUCGCUGAUUAAGCGACCAACCCGAUUAAACCAUAUGUUUUGGUUCGUGUUCUGCACAUUCACUAACGCUUUCGACAUAAAAAGUCCAUUGCUAACCAAAGGGAUAGGGAAACAUCCAACUUCAAUUUUGAUUGGAAUUUAUUGGAUAUUCACAAUAAUCAUUACAACGUGUUAUACGGGUUCUGUCAUUGCUUUUAUUACAAUACCGGAUUAUCCUCCUGCAAUUGAAAGUGCUGCACACCUUGUAAAAAAACGAUAUAGAAUUGCUACUUUAGAUCGCGAUGGUUGGGAAAAAUGGUUUACAUCUGAAAAUAUGGAAGAUUCGGUUGCUAAAAACUUACUAAAAUCAGUCGAACUGGUUCCUAGUAUUUCUGACGGUGUGAGAAAUGCGAGUCGAGCUUUCUUCUGGCCUUAUGCUUUUUUGGGUUCACGCACUGCUCUCGAAUAUUCCGUACAGACAAAUUUAUCUCAAAAUUGGAAGACUAAAAGGUCACUCCUGCACAUUAGUGAUGAAUGUUUUGUGAGAUUUGGAGUCAGUAUUGUUUUGAAAUCUCAGUCUUUCUACACUGAGCCAUUCAAUAAAGUAAUUCUUCGGGCAAAACAAAGUGGAUUGAUUCGUAAGAUUCAGAGAGACAUUGAAUGGGAUGUGCAAAGGUCAAGCACGGGAAAAUUCCUUCAGGUUAUCAAAGGAUUUACAUAUUCUAUACCAAUCGAAGAAAAAGAAUUGGCCUUGGAUGAUACACAAGGAAUGUUUUUAAUUCUAGGCUCAGGUUUUUUAAUUGCAAUACUUUCAAUUUUGACUGAGUACGUUUAUCACCUGAUUAUGACAGAUUGUUGUAAAAAAUCGAACAUUGAAAUCAUUGAAGAUAUUGAUGAAAGGAGGAAGUGGAUGGAUUGGUCACCAAGUUUAACGAAUGAUAUGAUUAUGUCAAUUAGACACCUUUCUACCAGAAAUAGUAUAUAGAAUGGACAGUAUUGACGUAACAUAAAGCUUUAGAGAAUCUUAUUUUUUCUUUUAAAAAGUCUCUCUUUAUAAUUCUAUAAAAUAAUUGUCAGAAUCGACUAA
Molecule: messenger RNA, 2152 nt
Organism: Leptopilina boulardi
Lineage: Eukaryota; Metazoa; Arthropoda; Insecta; Hymenoptera; Figitidae
Gene: Ir21a
Product: ionotropic receptor 21a
Exons: 9
Coding region: 2-2050 (682 amino acids)
Cellular component (GO): membrane
Molecular function (GO): ligand-gated monoatomic ion channel activity
Source: RefSeq, a predicted model, not a curated record